Ochlerotatus camptorhynchus is the source of this 2893-nucleotide messenger RNA. RefSeq lists its product as uncharacterized. Gene Ontology annotation, cellular component: SCF ubiquitin ligase complex. NCBI's taxonomy places the organism in Eukaryota, Metazoa, Arthropoda, Insecta, Diptera, Culicidae. The coding region runs from base 311 to 2587 and encodes 758 amino acids. Gene Ontology annotation, biological process: SCF-dependent proteasomal ubiquitin-dependent protein catabolic process. The transcript has 5 exons. The record is from RefSeq and is a predicted model, not a curated record. Gene Ontology annotation, molecular function: protein binding; nucleic acid binding.
UCGACCUCCAUUCGUAGGAAAAUCGCCAGCUGCGAAAGUACACAAAUUUUUAGUAGACGGGAAAAUUUGCUGAUUUGCGUUUCCUGUGGAGCUUUGCUAAUUCAUCUGUCGUAUCCUGGUACCUGCAUCCGAACGAAGGGUCGCAGGUAAAAAAAAAAGUGUGCAAACUUGCGAUUUACGUUGUUAGGUGUGCAACAAAUUUGUUUCGUAAAAGAACACGUUUUUUUGGAGUGAAAUCCAAAUUGGAGACGGCUGUCUGUCUGGUGUUUCGGAAAAUUUUGUUUUGAUUAGUUUCGGAGUGAAAAAAGUAAUGAGUCGAAACAAUGGACGCCGCGGACGUGGGAGAGGAGGUGCCAACCGAGGCCGCAACCGUCAGAAUGUAGUAGCGCCACCGGAGGUGCUUGACUUCGGAAUGUCCGAUCCAUCGAGUGACAGUGAAGAUGACAUCGAUCUUUUUACCGGCUUAGCACUGAUUGAAGCGUUGAACAAAAUGCGAGGCCGUCCGGGGCGAUCUUCCCGCUUUGGUGUGGGCCCUGAUCCGGGAAGUGGAUCUGACGAAAGAAUUGUCUACACCGAGGAUGACAUUCCGAUUAACACGAUUUAUGCUAGUUUCUCGAUGUGCCCGGAAUCGGCCACAGAAGCCACCGUCCGAACGCUGUUUGAACAGUUAGGACCGAUCAAAAGUGUCCGGAUUCACACCAAUCAGAACAAUAACAUGUACGAUGAUGGGGAAGUGGCUAGCGGUGGCGGUGGAAGACGAGGUAGAAGCCGAUACAAUCGGAACGAAAGAGUCAACCGCUAUGGGUUUAUUUCGUACGAACGCUGCGAGGAUGCUGCCAAAUGCUUACAAAAGAAAUUUUUGUUCAAGAAUAAAUGCUACGUGGCUCCCGCGGACAGUUGGCACCAGGAGGCAUACCACAACAAAUUAAAGGAGGCAGAAGAAGGGGCAAGAGAAGGUGUCGAUUCAUCGAAGAAUUCUGACGCCGCCGCUAGUUCUGCGUCGGGAUGUGCCGAAGGUGCAUCGGUAGCACCAAAAGCUUCCAAGGCAGAUCCCAACACCAGCGCAAUCAGUAAAACGAAAAUCAGUGACGUCAACGGAUCGGAACCAGGCAGUAUGAACAUCCUGCAGUUGAACGACGAUUGUUUGAUGUUGAUUUGUGAUUAUCUGGAGCUGAUGGAUCUGCUAGCUUUGAAGAAAACCUGUUCAAGGUUCGAAACUAUUUCAUGCGAAGUGUUCAAGCGGUACAAGAUGUUGGACUUCGAUAUAGAUCCUUGCGAAAAGAAGUACCUAACAAUGAUGGAUGCCAAAAAUAUCUUAAUGGAGAUCGGUUCCUACAUCGAGUUCCUGUUGAUUUCCAGGGACCGUUUCCUGAGGCCCGGGGUGAGGAUUCUUAACCUGAUUCCGCGAUAUUGUCCGAACCUGAAAGACCUGAAUAUCAAUGACUUCAUGCUGAAGGCCAAGACUCUGAAGGGUUUUGAUGAGGUAUUCAAAUCGUUGGAAGGGCUGACGCUGACGGCUUGCGGUAUCGAUGAUACCAUCUUGAAAAGCUUGAAACUUGCAACCAAGCUACAGCGAUUGAAUCUGUCGAUGAACAGCGAAAUCACCGGUAAAUGUUUGGCCUCCGUGAAGAACUUGAAGUAUUUGAACCUAGAAAGCUGCCAGAACAUACAGGGAAAACCAUUUUCUACCUUUGCCGCGCAAAAUAAAACAUUGGAAUACCUGAACAUCACCUGUUGCGGCCGACUGACAACGGAAGCAAUCAAGUCCAUCGUGAACAACAUGACUGAACUGAGGCACCUGGUGUGCAACAACAACUAUGAUAACGUGGACGCCGCUAGCAUGGCGCUCCUUGGCAAGCUGCCCAAUUUGAAGAAGCUCCAAUUCAAGAUCAACGGCUACUCACCGAUCGAUCAGAUUUUGCAGGGUCUCACAGAGGUGAACAAGCUGGAACAUCUGGACCUGUCGGAAGGAGUCUUCACCGCAGUCGAUUACACUCUGCUCAGUGACCUCACACAUCUGAAAGAACUGAAACUAAACUACAAACUUGACUUGGGUGACGACCAAUUGGCGAAACUGUGCAGCAAGGGGAAUUUUGUCGAACUGCACAUUGCCGGUUGUACGAAGCUCACCGACAAGCAGCUGAUCGAGUUCAUUCGGAAAAACCCACAGCUGAAGCUGCUGGACAUUUCCUACUGCCAGAUAACGGAGGGACUGAUCUUCUCGGCGAUCGAUAUCCUGAGAGAGCAGGCCGUCGGGUGUCGGGAAGGAAGUCGCCAACUCAAGAUGAUGGUCGGACAAACCAGCAUCUGCCCGGUGAUAUUGAAUAAUACCCUGGUCAAGGCCAACCGGCACCUUUUAGAUGUAUCGUUCGACCAUACGGAGGGCUUCUACGGCGGCAUGGACUCCGACGAUAUGUACGAUGACGUCAUGGACGAUGAUGAUGAAGACUUCAUGGGCUAUGAUUACGGAGAUGACGAUUCCCUGCUGUGGGGUCUGGAUUACGAUUCGGAUCUGGGUAAUUUUGCAGAAAUGUGCCAGUACUUUUACGACAGCGACGAUGACGACCGGUAUAUGUACUAUAUGUAAGCGGCUAGAAGCACAAAGGCGUUCCUAUCUGCUGUGCGAAAAGGGAACAACUCGUUGCGAAGCAUAAAGAUGCACUCUACGAACUGAGAGAGAGAGAUAGAAAGAUUACAAUCAUUCUAACCAAUCGAAAUCCUGGAGUCUUCUAAAAAAAUAGUAGUAGUUGAAAACUGAAAUCAAUCGUUGUAGGAAACGGGUUGUUUUCGAUAGGUUAUUAGCUGCAGCUUAAGAAUGUUCCCUGCUAUCUGGAAAGGUACCCUCCGUAAUGUGUGAAUCCCGAAUAAAUUUGUAUGUUACUCGCAAAACUUA